This is a messenger RNA of Strongylus vulgaris, 699 nucleotides long. The record is from the annotation of a GenBank genome assembly. Lineage: Eukaryota; Metazoa; Nematoda; Chromadorea; Rhabditida; Strongylidae.
AUGUGUUGUGGUAGGCGAUGUGUGAUCACACAUUACACCACCUCUCACGACGAAGGUUGUGCGCUAGUGGAAAAGGUCCGAUCUUACAUGAAGGAAACAGAUUUGGAAGACCAGUAUCUGUGGAGGCACAGCACGUGCCUUAUGGAUACGUCCUCAAUCUUUGAAGUCUGCCUUGUGGUAGUGGUAACACUGAUGUUAUCUUUCUAUCAGCCGCUCAUAUCCAGGGCAAUAAAUACGAUCAAAUCGUAUGUCAAAACUAAGCAUGCGAAUCCGGAAGUAUUGUCAUUGGGAGCAGAAGUACAAAAGCUCAAAAGCGAUUUAGCAUUGAUAUCACCAACCUCGGAGUUUUCAUCGUACUUCAAAACUGAGCGAAUGCUUAACAAAAAGCUGGAGCAGUAUGAUGCAGCAGUUGCUAAAGAGAAGAUGAUGCAGCCAUCUCUUCUAAAGAUCGAGAUGGGUGUUAAAGUCGUUGCGCAGUGUAUUGGACUAGUCCUUCUUCAUUCAAUUUCUGGAAUCAAUGCUUUCUGUAUUCCUGCUCCAGUCUUUUGGCCAAUUAAUUAUCUGCUGCGUUUUCCAUCAGUCUGGAGUGGCAAAGGAUGCAUCGCUUCGAAUUCUGAUCUCACUCCUGUGUCUAUGUUUGUUUUUGCAUAUUGCUGCAUCGUUACUGUGAAGAAGUUCAUUGGCAGCGAGAGGACGUAA